Molecule: messenger RNA, 3612 nt
Organism: Aquila chrysaetos chrysaetos
Lineage: Eukaryota; Metazoa; Chordata; Aves; Accipitriformes; Accipitridae
Gene: HAGHL
Product: hydroxyacylglutathione hydrolase like
Exons: 8
Coding region: 287-1135 (282 amino acids)
Molecular function (GO): hydroxyacylglutathione hydrolase activity
Source: RefSeq, a predicted model, not a curated record
GCCGGGGCCCCGGGCGGGGCCGCCCGCAGGUACCGGUCGCGUCACGCGUGGGCUCCGCCGAGGGUCGCGCUGGGGGCGACGCGGCGGGGCUGGGAAGUUGGGGGGGGGGGAGAGACCGCGCACCCCCCCGCGUCCUCGCCCCGCGGCUGCCCGGGGACCGGGCCGUCCCCCUGUUUUGCUGCGUGGGGCCGGGCCCCCCCCCCCCCCCUCCAGGUUUUGCUGCGUGGGGCCGGCCCCCCCCCCCCCCCCCCAACCCGUGUCCCGUGGCUGGUGCUCGUGGGGGACCAUGAAGGUGAAGGUGAUUUCUGUCCUGGAGGACAACUACAUGUACCUGGUCAUCGAGGAGAGCACCCGGGACGCCGUCGCGGUGGACGCCGCCGUCCCCAAAAGGUUGCUGGAAAUCGUCAGGAAGGAGGACGUGGUGCUCAGAGCGGUCCUCACCACCCACCACCACUGGGACCACGCGAGGGGCAACGAGGAGCUGGCGAGGCUCUGCCCCGGCCUGCGGGUGUACGGCGCCGAUGAGCGGAUCGGGGCCCUGACGCACAAGGUGACCCACGACCAGGAGCUGACGUUUGGGGCCAUCCGGGUGAGGUGCCUCUUCACCCCCUGCCACACCUCGGGCCAUAUGUGCUACUUCAUGUGGGAGGACGGCUCCCCGGACGCUCCGGCUCUCUUCUCAGGUGACACGCUGUUCGUGGGAGGCUGCGGGAAGUUCUUCGAGGGGACGGCGGAGCAGAUGUACACCAACCUCACCCAAAUCCUGGGGGCUUUGCCGAAGGAGACGAAGGUGUUCUGCGGCCACGAAUGCACCGUCCGAAACCUCAAGUUCGCCUUGAAAGUGGAACCGGAGAAUGAAAUAGUGAAGAAGAAACUCGCAUGGGCCAAACAGCGGGAUGAUGAGGACUUGCCCACGGUGCCCUCUACGCUGCAGGAGGAGUUCCUCUACAACCCCUUCCUGCGGGUCACGGAGGAGCCCUUGCAGAAGUUCACGGGCAAGACGGACCCGGUGGACGUGCUGAGGACCCUCCGCACCGAGAAGGAUAACUUCAAGAAGCCCAAGGAGCGGCCCAAUCCCCAGGCCAUGCUCGCGUUCGACUGGGGACUUUUCAGCCCCUUCCUCGAGAAGAAGUGAGUGGCCGCAGUGGUGGCUCCCAAAACGCAGCAUCCCCAUCGUGGCGGGGGCUUCCUGCAGGGGCUGCGUCCAUCUGGCUCCGACUUAACUCCCGUAAGACUCGGCAGUAGUUCCUGUCUUUAACCUGCUCAUUUUGAGGCUGCUCUGCUUCACUCCCUCCAGCGCCGUGCCCGGCUCCCCUGGCCCACGGGAGCUUUGCUGAGCGCCUGUUCCCUGGGAGAAGGGAGCGCCUGGGUGCCCUCAGCGAGCAGUUAAGCCCCCCCGGCCGCUGGGCUGCGGUUGCUGCUGGUCAGGAGGUGUUUUGGAGGAGAGGACACCCACGCUCGCAACAUUCAGGUUGGUGGGUGCAGGAGCUGCCGCCCGUCCUGCAGCCCUUCUCCUGCGGGAGCCAGGGGAGAAUAUGGAAAAGGUGGGGACCAUGGUGCUGUACCCCAUGGAGCAGCCGGCACCCAUCAGGCUGUAAGGCUCUCCUGCCUGCAGCCCUGCCAGACCUGGGUGCUGCAUCCCGCUUCCCGCAGGGUCAGCUGGAGCAGAGCUUUGCAGCAGCCCGCUGACCUCCUGCCUGGCCGGGAAGCCCUCCUGGCUCUGCCUGCUCCGCUCCAGCCGUCCCUGUGCCCUUCUCGGGCCGAGGGCAGGCAGGGACGAGGCGCGGGGACUUGGAUGCACGAGCGGAAGCCGGGAAGGGGACCGGUGUUUUCGUUGGCGUUCAGCAGUACCUACCUGGCUCCAGACCUGGGCUAAAUGAAACCCUCGUUGCAGUGGGGUUUGGGUAUUUUUUUUUUUCCCCUAUUUUUAUAGUAGGCCAAUGUAGAAAAAUUGCAUAGGGAUUUGUAACGCAGUCGCUGAUGCAUGGGAGCCAUCCAAACCACUGAAACUGUGCAGAGUACAUUCAGGUGGAGUUCAGGCCUGGAGGAAAGCGUGCUCUAAGCCACUGGCUUUGUAAAAUACUUCGCAAGGUGUGACAGUUUUUAGGCAGCAAACAAUAAUGUGUUGCUAUGCAUCCAUUGCCUCUCUUUUUUUUUUUUUUUUAACCCCCCAAGAUAAAAAAUUGGAAAACACUUGGCUGAAACUUAUAUUUACGUUGCCUCAUCUUUAGAACAAGAGCUAGGGAGCAGCUGGGCCUCUUCAGCUUGCAGCCUCCAGCCUUCAGUUUGUGCAAAAUCAGUACUGUAUUUUAUUUUAUUUAAGUCUGAGAAAUGUGCAAAGCUUUUAUUUGCAGGUGGUGGGGAGGUGCAUCACCAACCAGCAAAGUAGUUUUCUUUUUUUGGGGAAAAAGUAGGGCUUGAUGGUAGCUCUGUAAAUAGCUGUGAAAAACCCUCUGAAGGGUCUGGGCUUGGGUGAGUCACUCCGUGCCGGGACAGUCGCACGCAUCUCUGGUUUCUUCUUUACCUCAACGAGGAGAGUGUGUGCGACUGUCUCGGUGUUGCUGAGUUUACACCCGUUCUGCGUAGUUCAAAUGAAAACGCAGAGGAGCGGGUCCUGUAAUCCUUUACCGUAUGUCGUCAUUUUAAAGAGCGUUGAUUAUAAAUUUUAUAGCUCCUAACACUGGAAGAGAGUUGACUUCGGGAUCUUUCACGUGUGGACUGUGAACUGCAUGUGUUACCACUGAAGCCUGGUUUAUGGCUGUUUAUUCCCUUGCUAGAAACUAGACUAAGGUUUUCUUUUUUCCUUUUGUUAAGUUAUAGUGUUAGAAUUUACUCCCUCCCACAGGAGGGGAAGAAUUAAUCCUGCUGCACAAGUUGCCUCGGUACUGUCGCCUCAAAGUUACUCAGUUUAAGUGUGAUGGUACAGUUCAUAGAUGUUACCUGGGUGUUCCUCUGGCAGUGUAUUUAUACUGGGAGCAGAGAUGCACCCGUGUGUGUUCGGGGAGGGUUCCAGAACUAGCGCCGAGUUCGCUCACAUUGAUAGCAGCAGCAUGCAGGCUGGGAGAAAUUCAAGCUGUUCUCGAUACCAUGUCGAGAACAGAAACCUGGGAGCAUCUGUAGCAGCCGAGGUCUUGGUAUGUUCUGGGCGCAGAGUCCUCUGAUGGCUUUAGUGGUGUGCAUGUUGGUAACCUGGUAACUGGAGAAGAGACAAAAUGCAGACACCCCCCCCCAUUGUUUAAUCUACAGCUAAUUUAGCUUUAUUUUUUUGUGCACUUCUGGCCUGACGUGCAUGUUCUCAACAGAAACAGAAUGCGUUUCUUUUGCACUGAUGUACAGAGUUUAUGGUCUCAGCACUUCAGCGUAUUGGACUGACUUUACAUUAGCAGUGGUAUCUCUUGCUGUAGAUAAAAAUUUUAUGGUUUAGCAUAACACUGUGUGUUAUAAAUCUAUGCAUGGAAAAGGGCAUUCCCUGAAACUGCCAACUUGCUUGUAAAAUGAAUAGGGUGGGGUGGGGGAAGCAGUGGGAGAUUCUUGCCUUAUGAACACUGUGAAUUCACUAAUUGAUCCGCAACACCUGAAAAAUGUAAAGCUUUUAAUUAAAAACAUUAAAAA